AUCAGAGAGAAAUCCUAGUAUCUCUGAGCAGAGGCUAAAGGAGAGUGACAGUAAAAAGACAGUCUUAGCUCUUCUAUGCCUUUAAUAAAUGCUACUGAAUGCAGAGAGUUUGGCUAGGAAGGCUGGCUCAGGACCUCUCCUCUUCUUAGGGCUCCCAGCUUAGUAAGGUGGCUGGCCCUGCCUCCAGCCUCUAUCCUUCGGCCAGGUCGCAGGAGCGCAGCGCAGCCACCAGGGGGCGCAGACCGCGAGUCCGUGUGCAAGGCUUGGGGCGGAGUCAGCUGCGAGGCGGGCCCUGGAACGGCUUCCGGUUUCCGGUGGAGUCCUAGGUCGUCGCGCGCAGCUGUCAUGGCAGCCGAGGAGAAGGACCCGCUGAGCUAUUUCGCGGCUUACGGGAGCAGCAGCUCAGGCUCCUCGGGCGAGGAGGAUAACGUCGAGCCGGAGGAGACAAGUCGCAGAGCCCCGGAUGCGGCGAAAUCUGCGGGCAGCUGUGGGAACAAGGCAGAGAAGCGGCUGCCGGGACCCGACGAGCUGUUCAGCAGCGUGACUCGCCCAGCCUUCCUCUACAAUCCGCUCAACAAGCAGAUAGACUGGGAGAGGCACGUCGUCAAGGCGCCUGAGGAGCCUCCAAAAGAAUUCAAAAUAUGGAAGUCAAAUUAUGUCCCUCCUCCCGAGACCUACACUGCUGAAAAGAAACCUCCGCCUCCAGAGCUGGACAUGGCUAUAAAAUGGUCUAACAUAUAUGAGGACAAUGGUGAUGAUGCCCCACAGAAUGCUAAGAAAGCUAGGCUUCUGCCAGAAGGGGAGGAGACAUUGGAAUCAGAUGAUGAAAAAGAUGAGCAUACCUCUAAAAAGCGCAAAGUAGAACCAGGGGAACCAGCGAAGAAGAAAAAGUAGAAAACAGAUGAUCAGAAUUUCUGGACUGCUGAACUUACUGAAAUAUUUCUUUGGGUAAAAUAAGUUGAUGUUCUGGGAUUAUGAUGACACAACAUUUCCAUGAAGAUACAUAUGUUAAGGAACUAAUAAGUAUUGCCUCAAGUACUUUCCACUGUAGAAUUCAUUUUUCAUUUAAACGUAUGUAUUUAAAACUCAAAUGGUGAUUGUGAAAUUGACAACACUUGGAAAUACUCUUCCUAUCACAGAAUUGGUAAUAUGCUUUGAGAAUUUUGUCACGUGUUGACAUGCCAAUGUACUAAGAACCUUUUAUAAAGGAAUAUAUUUUUAACGUAAAUAUAUUGUGAUGUACUGUGAACUUGUAGGGUGCUUUUCAAUAGUGUCUGUACAGUGUAAAUAGAUCAUGGAAAUAAAAUUACUUAUUCAAUAUUACUAUUACUGCAUAACAUUAACAUCUGAAUAUUUGUACCCUCUUUGCCACAUGUUUUAAGUUGUAAUGAUAUUACCAGUGGGCGUCUCCCAUGUUCCCGGGUGCUUUGUGCAUAUGUUAACCUUGAUCCUUAAACAACCUUGUAAAGUAGGUGUUAGUAUCGUAUAAUAAAGAGUGCUUGAGUAACUUGUC
Nycticebus coucang (slow loris) is the source of this 1513-nucleotide messenger RNA. RefSeq names its product chromosome 5 C1orf52 homolog (gene C5H1orf52). The transcript has 3 exons. NCBI's taxonomy places the organism in Eukaryota, Metazoa, Chordata, Mammalia, Primates, Lorisidae. The record is from RefSeq and is a predicted model, not a curated record. The coding region runs from base 346 to 894 and encodes 182 amino acids.